Molecule: messenger RNA, 3504 nt
Organism: Solea solea (common sole)
Lineage: Eukaryota; Metazoa; Chordata; Actinopteri; Pleuronectiformes; Soleidae
Product: potassium voltage-gated channel subfamily V member 2-like
Exons: 2
Coding region: 232-1761 (509 amino acids)
Biological process (GO): potassium ion transmembrane transport; protein homooligomerization
Cellular component (GO): voltage-gated potassium channel complex; membrane
Molecular function (GO): delayed rectifier potassium channel activity
Source: RefSeq, a predicted model, not a curated record
UGUUUCUUCUUUGCAGCAGUCAAAGAGUCUUUUCUUUUGAACUGGACAACCGUCCCAGCCACAACUGAGUCAGCAAAAUAGGAAACACUGGGAUAUCACUUCCUGCUGGACUUAUUUUUGAUGGUUCAGCAAGAAACACUGUUUUGCUGGAAUACAUGAAGUGUUUCCUCCUUUUAUUUCCCCCUUUCUUUUUUCUCAUGUUUUGAAUUCUUGUGUUCAACAUCAGUGGCCAUGGCUUCAGAACAAGCUCGGCUGCACAGAUGCGUGCAGAGUCGCCGCUCCACCAUCAAUUGUCUCUCAAAGUGUGUAGAAGACACCAAAACUUUGCCAUUUUCUCAGGAGAAAAGGGUCAAAGCAUGGAGCUCGCUGGAGAACCUUGAUCCUUGCACCAAAACAGAGAAAAAACUUGAAUGGCAGCAGAGCAUCAGCAUUAAUGUUGGAGGGAAGGUGUUUCAUAUCCCCAAACACUGUGCCAUUAAAUAUCCCAACACCCGCAUCGGCUCAUUGGUCCUCUGCAGGGACAGAACGAAACUCCAGACUCUGUGUGACGACUACUCCGUUUGCAAGAAUGAGUUUUUCUUUGACCGCGAUCCCGCUUUCUUCCACCAUGUCUGCCAUUUCUACACAAGUGGCGUGCUGUGGGUCAUACAGGAAAUGUGUCCCAUCAACUUUGAGGAGGAACUUGCGUACUGGGGUCUGAACCUGAAGGACACUCAGCGCUGCUGCUGGAUAGUGUUCGAGGAGAAGGUGGAUGAGUUGAAAGACAACCUAAAGGUGGAGAGUGAGCUCAUGGCUGAGAUUCAGGUAAAGUACAAUGACGAGACCUUCAAGGACAUGAUGUUUGGUGACGUGAGGAAGACUCUGUGGAAUAUUGUAGAGAAUCCCUACUCUUCAGCAGUGGCAAAGGUUGUCGGUGUGCUCUCUAAUCUUUUUGUGCUCCUCUCUAUCAUGGCAAUGACUCUCGACUCUGUGGAGGAACUCCAAAUAUAUACAAUUAAUGGGAAAACAUACGUGCAAUGGGUGGAAAUCAUCACCAUUGUGUUCUUUACCGUUGAAUAUUUAUUACGCCUUUUAACCACUCCUGAUGUCAUGAUGUUUUUGAUGAGUGGACUCAACUUUGUGGACAUGGUGGCAGUAAUGCCUUAUUUCUUGCAGAUCAUUUUUGAUGCCUUUACUAACACUGAGGACGUGAACACACAGGAAGACCUCAGGACCAUGGCUCGGGUCAGCAAUCUCGGGCAUGUCCUCAAGAUGGUCAAGUUGCUGAGGGUCUUUCGAAUUUUGAAGCUGGCUCGACACUCGACCGGCAUGAGAGCGUUUGGAUUCACUCUGCGGCAAUGUUACCAGCAGGCCUCUUGCAUUUUCCUUUUUAUUGCCAUGGGAAUCUUCACAUUCUCAGCACUCCUUCAUUCAGCCGAGAGGGAAACUGAAGGAUCCCCCAUCAGCAGUAUCCCAUACGCCUGGUGGUGGGCUGCUGUCAGCAUCUCUACGGUGGGCUACGGCGAUGUGGUUCCUGUCACGAUCCUGGGCCGCGUGGUGGCCUUUGGCUGCAUUUCGUUUGGUAUCAUCUUGAAUGGCAUGCCCAUCUCCUUCCUCUUUAACAAGUUCUCUGAUUACUAUGCCAAGCUGAAGUCCCAGGAGUGCAACGCUACCACAGUGCAGCGACACUUUCAGCUGAGGAAGCGACUGCGGCACAGAAUGGACCUGUGCUUCCAUCCGCCAGAUGAAGACACCCGUACAACCAGCAUCUGCACUGACUGACCUUAAACGGAUAUAGGGAUUUAUGGAGGGAGUUGCUUGAUAGGGAUGUCCCGAUACAACUUUUUCACUCCCAAUACGAUAUCGAUAUUGCAGCCUUGAGUAUUGGCCAAUACCGAUAUCGAUCUGAUACAAUAUCAGCACGAAUCAUAUAUACUUUAAUUACUUAUUUUGUAGUGUGGAAUGUUAGAAUAGGCUUGAUCAAGUGAUAUUACUUAAACAGCUUGCCUCAGGAUGAGCUAGCAUGGUGCUAACGGCUUGCUCCCUGUGCGGUUUCGUAGCCUCUGAUUUCAGAGGUUAAAGAAAAAUGUUUAACCUCUGAAAUAGCAGUAGCACACACACGCUGUUGUUGUGAUCAUGUGGGCUCUACAUGCAUCCAACACGCAGAGCCCACGUGAUCACAACUAGCGCUGCUGGAUAGAAGUGCUGGAGCGGAAUGUACUGCUUGUAUCGUAGCGCUUAUAUCGGAGGUUUUAGAGGCAGUCCCAAAAAACCGAUACUUUUAGCUGAUAUCGGACCAAUAUCCAAUAUCAUUAUUGGAUCGGGGCAUAACCUAUUGCUUGGUGAACUUCAGCGCUUUCCGUAUGAUUGAUUGUCUCUGUUCUCUGUUGGAUACAGAUAACAGAAUUCGCUUUUCCACUACAUUGUCCCAGCCCGACUCCAGAUAGUACCUGAUCCUUUUUUUUAGUACCUGCUCUGCAAGGUUCCGAUACUAUGUGUGACGUCGUCAGACUGCUGUCACUGGAAGAGUCAAGAAUCAAACUGGACAAUUCUGAACUGUAGAUUGAUUAAAAAGACCUAAAAAUCAUAAAAACUUGCGUUAAUCGCCAACGUUUAGCAAGGAAAUGUUAGUGCUGUCAGUUUAACGUGUUAUUAACAGUAUUAACGCAAACCCAUUUUAACUGUGUCAAUUUUUUUUUAUCAUGAGAUUAACGUCCUUUUUGGCAGAGCAAACUUUGUAGUUUUUUCACAUGCUGUAGCAACAACUAGUAACAUUAGAAAAACUACAACACCACACUAGAUCUAGCUAAACCGGAAAUAAAACAACAGGCUCAUGAGCCGGCCAGAGAGUUUUAGGCUUAUGUUAAGUUUUGAGUGGAUGGCGAGCGAUGUGAGCUUUUCCGUCUCCAAGCGGGCUCUCCGUAUCCAACGCAGCCUUUAGCUCGGAUUAUCUUAUUACAGCAACAACACAUUAAACCACGGCACUUUAUUCACAGCACUGCAGGGUGAUACACAGCAUAUCCAUAGUUCUUGGUAUAGAUGGGCUCUCCUGCCACAAAGCAGGAUUAGCAUGAUUGUCAUGAUAUGUUUUCUGACUUAUUUGUUUUGCCUCCACCUUCUUCUUAAGAUCUGGGUGUAUGAGAUCAAGAGUACAUCUCAAUUUUCUCCCCAUCAGCAUCUCAGCAGGAGACAAGCCCGUUGUUGACUGUGGAGUGAUACGAUAGCUUUGUCUCUACUGUAUCACCACUACCCCUUUUCAUGAGCUCUUUUAAAGUUUGCACCGCUCGUUCAGCUAAACCGUUAGAAGAUGGUGAUACGGUGCUGAUGUCACAUGUGUUAUUCCAUUUCUUGUCAUGAACUCUCUGGUUUGUUCACUGACAAAACACUGUGCAUUGUCUGAGACAAUCAUCUCUGGGAUUCCAUGUGUGCUAAAAACUGUUUCUAAGACAGUUUAUUGUGGUUGCUGAAGUGGAUGAAGUCACAGGGUGGUAGACCUCUAACCAUUUUGAAUGAGCAUCCACAAUC